AUGAGGUCGUUGACGCCGCCGCAUGUGCCGGGGCUGUGGGAGAGGGAAGAACUCGUGGAGGUCCUGAUCCGCAUUCCGCCGGACGAGCCGGCGGACCUCAUCCGCGCCUCCCUCGUCUGCAAGGCUUGGUGCCGCCUCCUCUCCGGCCACGUCUUCCGCGGCCGCUACCGCACCUUGCACAAAACACCUCCAGUCCUGGGCUUCCUACAAAGCUGGGAUGACAACGUCGAGCGCUUCGUCCCGACCACAAAAUUCCGCCCCCGCAGUCCCAAGCGUCGGGACAGCUUCGUGCUCGACUGCCGCCAUGGCCGCGUUCUUCUUGGGUGUGAGUGGGACAGGGAAGAUGAGGAAGAGGAGGAAGAGGAGGAAGAGAAGGAAGAGAAGGAGGUGGAGGAUGUCAACUGGAAGAUGGUCGUCUGGGACCCAGUGUCUGGGAGCCGGACGGAGUUGCACAACAUCUUCGGCCCUGACAACAACCGCGCAAACUAUACGGCCACGGUGCUCUGUGCAACGGAUGGCUGCAACCACACUGCCUGCAACUUGGGCCCAUUUUUCGUCGUUGUAGCUUUUGUCAGCCUUCAUGAUAAGAGGCUCGUGUUGGCGUCUGUAUACUCAUCGAAGACCCGGGAGUGGACCUCGCCGGCCUCUAUUCAUAUCGGCGGCGUUGGAACACUUGGAGCCUACAUCGUCGCAAGGCCUGCCGUUAUCGUUGGACAAGCGCUCCACUUCCUCCUUCGUCGAGAUGAGGGCAUUUGCAUUCUCAAGUAUGACUUGGUUAGGCAUCGCCUAUCGGUCAUUGAUCCACCAGGGCUGCGUACAUUGACGUGGAACCCUCUCCUCAUUUCGCCGGACGACGGUGGGCUGGGUGUCGUCCACCUAGACCAGCAUGGGCUAUGCCUCAUUUGGUCGAUGGAGGUGAGUCGUGAUGGAGAAGUGUCAUGGAUUCAGGUUAGAGAAAUGGACCUCAAGACACUUGUCCCCAGUGGCAAUCCCAGGACCUCAUAUUCAUUAAAGUUGGUUGGCUGUGUGGAGGGCACCGAUAUCAUCCUUGCGAUCACAUAUCUUGGUGCAUUCCGAAUUGAUCUCAAGUCCCUGAGGUUGAGAAAGUUGUCGAGUAAGCCAAAUAGGGGCACAAUUGAGCGGGAAAUAUUUGAGAACCUCUUUCUCUACAUGAGCUUCAACAAUCCACCAGAAAAUCCUGAAGUUGCGCAAAGAAAUUCUCAUCCUAGUGACUCAUUCUUCAAAACUGUUUGCUUCGUUUAG
Messenger RNA from Triticum turgidum subsp. durum (durum wheat), 1263 nucleotides. NCBI's taxonomy places the organism in Eukaryota, Viridiplantae, Streptophyta, Magnoliopsida, Poales, Poaceae. The record is from the annotation of a GenBank genome assembly.